Messenger RNA from Synchiropus splendidus (mandarinfish), 1873 nucleotides. RefSeq names its product aldehyde dehydrogenase, mitochondrial-like. Bases 110 to 1666 code for a protein of 518 amino acids. NCBI's taxonomy places the organism in Eukaryota, Metazoa, Chordata, Actinopteri, Syngnathiformes, Callionymidae. The transcript has 13 exons. Gene Ontology annotation, molecular function: aldehyde dehydrogenase (NAD+) activity. The record is from RefSeq and is a predicted model, not a curated record.
GAUCCCACAGUUAAUCCUGAUAAACCAGUGGUCAAACGUACUCUGUCGUUUCCCUGCUGCGCCACUCUCGUCGACAGCUCCGGCAGGUUUUCUUCCGCGGGAUAGCGACAUGAUUCGGACUGUGCUUUCGAGGAGCCUCUCCAGGCUCAGCCUGUUGCAGACCUGUCGCUACUCUGCUGCCGCCGUUCCAGCACCCAACACCCAACCUGAUGUCCACUUCAACAAGCUCUUCAUCAACAAUCAAUGGCAGGAUGCAGUCAGUGGGAAAACAUUCCCAACAGUCAACCCAGCAACUGGGGAGGUCAUCUGCCAUGUGGCGGAAGCUGACAAGGCUGAUGUUGAUAAAGCUGUGAAAGCAGCACGCGAUGCCUUCCGCUUCGGGUCACCAUGGAGACGGAUGGACGCAUCUCAUCGUGGAUUGCUAAUUAGCAAAUUGGCUGAUGCAAUUGAGAGGGACGCCGCCUAUCUGGCUGAGCUGGAAACCCUUGACAAUGGAAAACCAUACGUUGUGGCCUACACUGUGGAUCUGCCCAAUGUGGUGAAGUGUCUCAGGUACUAUGCUGGGUGGGCUGACAAGUGGGAAGGAAAGACAAUCCCCAUCGAUGGUGAUUUCUUCUGCUACACCAGACAUGAGCCUGUUGGAGUGUGUGGACAGAUCAUCCCGUGGAAUUUCCCUCUGUUGAUGCAAGCAUGGAAACUUGGCCCGGCUCUGGCGACCGGCAACACAGUGGUGAUGAAAGUGGCUGAGCAGACUCCACUGACAGCCCUCUAUGUGGCCAGCCUGAUCAAAGAGGUUGGUUUUCCUGAAGGUGUGGUGAACAUCUUGUCUGGCAUGGGUCCUACUGCUGGUGCUGCUGUUUCAGGGCACAUGGACGUUGACAAAGUUGCUUUCACUGGAUCCACAGAGGUGGGACAGCUAAUCCAGCAAGCGUCUGGCAGCAGCAACCUGAAGAAGGUCACGCUGGAGUUGGGAGGCAAGAGUCCCAACAUCAUCCUAUCUGAUGCCAACCUGGAAGAUGCAGUCGAGCAGUCGCAUUUUGCUCUGUUUUUCAACCAAGGCCAGUGCUGCUGUGCUGGUUCCCGCACCUACGUCCAAGCCGACAUAUACGAUGAGUUUGUUGAACGCAGUGUGGAGAGAGCCAAAAGACGAGUGGUGGGCAACCCCUUCGACUUCAAGACUGAGCAGGGGCCACAGGUGGAUCAGGAACAGUUCAGUAAGAUCUUGGGCUAUAUCAGCAGCGGCAAAAGAGAAGGAGCCAAACUAAUGUGCGGAGGAGACGCAGCCACAGACCGAGGAUACUUCAUCCAGCCGACUGUGUUCGGAGAUGUCCAGGACAACAUGACUAUCGCGCGAGAGGAGAUCUUUGGGCCGGUGAUGCAGAUCUUGAAAUUUAAGACCAUAGAGGAGGUGCUAGAGAGAGCCAACAACAGCCAGUAUGGGCUUGCCGCUGCCGUGUUCACCAAAGAUCUGGACAAGGCUCACUACGUCAGCAACGGACUUCGAGCUGGAACUGUCUGGAUCAACUGCUAUGAUGUGUUCGGGGCCCAGGCUCCCUUCGGAGGCUACAAAGCUUCAGGAAUUGGUCGGGAGCUGGGACAGUAUGGCCUGGACAACUAUACAGAAGUCAAAACUGUGACCAUCAAAGUGCCACAGAAGAACUCCUAGUAACGCAGUGGCAACAGGCUGCGGAGCAAGGAGGGUUUACUUACCCAGAAGUGCCAUUUACUCAAAUCUUUCAGUGUGCAAUACACAACUUGUCAUAGAGGUGAAGAUUUGCUGUGAUCACACCAGUUCCAUGUUGAAAUUUCAGCCAGGUUCAUUUUGCUAAUAAAAUCAGAUAUUGUUCUUGUCCAAUAAAUGCUUUUGCACAAA